AAGUAAGAUUAAGAUACUUGGGUGCCCAAGAAAGUUUUAAGGGAUCAAAAAAAAAAAAAGAUUAAGAGACUGAAGGAAGGUUAAUGGGCCAAAAGAAGAGAUUUUCAAUGCCCUAGCAAGGAAUUAUAAGGAUUCAAGCAUUUGAAAAAGUUUUGAAAACGAAAUAGUAUUUACUCCAAGAAAAGACGGACUUAAGACCCCAAAACCCACCAAUAAGCCUUGUACAAGUAGGAACGAGAGAAGUCUCUAAAAUACCACCUUGAAGGAACAAGGUUGAUUAUGUCAAAACUUGUUGGGUACAAGGAAGGAAAUAUGCUCCAAGAUAUAAGGAAAAACACAAGAAUGACCAAGAAAGACUUAAGUACAUGACCUUAAGGGAGGACAAGAUGCCACAAGGGAAAAUUAGAAAAAUAUGUCGAAGAAGGAAAAAUCGAUGCAAGGACCCUCAAGAAACUUUGAAGGACAUAAUUAAGACCAAGUACUCUCCCAAUGCAUGGUAAUAAAAGUGAACUUUCAAGGACAAAAGUUUUUAUGAGGGGGGAAUUUGUAAGAGCCCAAGUAAAAUUAAGAUACUCGGGUUAGUUUAAGGUACCCAUUAAAGUUUUAAGGGAUCCAAAAAAAGAAUUAAGAGACCGAAGGAAGGUUAAUGGGCCAAAGAAUGAAGGUUAAUGGGCCAAAGAAUGAUUUUUUCGAUGAUUUUUUCAAUGCCCUAGCAAGGAAUUAUAAGGAUUCAAGCCUUUGAAAAAGGUUUUAAAAAGAAAUAGUAUUUACUCCAAGAAAAGACGGACUUAAGACUCGAAAACCCACCAAUAAGCCAUGUACAAGAAGGAACAAGAGACGUCUCUAAAAUACAACCUUGAAGGAAAAAGGUUGAUUAUGUCACAACUUGUUGGGUACAAGGAAGGAAAUAUGCUCCAAAGAUAUAAGGAAAAACACAAGGAUGGCCAAAAAAGACUUAAGUACAUGGCCUUAAGGCAGAACAAAACACCACAGGGGCAAAUUAGAAAAAUAUGUCGAAGAAGGAGAAAUCGAUGCAAGGACCCUCAAGGAACUUGGAAGGACAUAACUAAGACCAAGUACUCCCCUAAUGCAUGGUAAGAAAAGUUAACUUUUGAGGACGAAUGUUUUUAACUGGGGGAGAAUUUGUAAGAGCCCAAGUAAGAUUAAGAUACUUGGUAUGUUUAAGGUACCCGAGAGGGUUUUAAUGGAUCUAAAAAAAGGAUUAAGAGAGUGUAAAUGGGCCAAAGGAAGACAGAAUUCCGCUCAUUAAAUUAAAAGGGCUAUCUGCCAUUGGCAAGGAUAUCAUGUGUGGCAAAGAGGCUGCUGAUCAGUAAACUUAACCUUCAGUUAUCAUUGUGCAAGAUGUUUUCUCUGACUGAAUAUAAUGAGGCUAAAGAAUGAGUCAUCAAGCUGGUCUAGUGAUCAUUGGCAUAUCUGUUGGUUUGGCACUUGGAAUUUUAAUUGCUAUCCUGGUAUUUAUCAGAUGGUACCGAAAGAAUGCAUAUCUUCAGCGAAGUACAGAUGAACGGAGUUUAGAAAAUAUUCAGAUUCGAACGAAUGGCUCGAAUGCAAGUACUGAAUUUAGUGCAUCUCUUUCUGGUUCCAUUGCUUUUCGGGGAUCUGAAACGCUUCAUAACGGUUCCUGGUCGCCUUGGAGGAGUCAUCACCACAAAGACAUAGUUGCUUCAGCAUCCGGUGUUCUGAAGUACCCUUACAAGGAUAUUCAGAAGGCUACAGAGAACUUCACUACGCUUUUGGGACAAGGGUCAUAUGGUCCAGUUUAUAAAGCAAAGAUGGCCAAUGGAGCAGUUCUAGCUGUUAAGGUGCUUGCUUCAGACUCCAAGCAGGGUGAAAAAGAGUUUCAAACGGAGGUAAGUCUACUAGGAAGAUUGCAUCAUCGUAAUCUUGUGAAUUUGAUGGGGUACUGCAUUGAUAAAGGAAGCCAUAUGCUAAUUUAUGAGUUCAUGAGUAAUGGAAGUUUGGACGAUCUUCUUUACAAUUCAGAAAAUCGUGUCUUGAGUUGGGACGAGAGGCUACAGAUUGCUCUUGAUAUCUGUCACGGAGUCGAGUACCUUCAUGAAGGGGCUGUUCCGCCAGUCAUACAUCGUGAUUUGAAGUCUGCCAAUAUACUGUUGGAUCAUACAAUGAGAGCUAAGGUUGCUGAUUUUGGGCUAUCAAAGGAAGAAGUUUUUGAUGGCCGGAAUUCUGGUCUGAAGGGUACAUACGGCUACAUAGACCCGGCAUACAUGGCUACGAACAAGUUCACGAUGAAGAGCGACAUCUAUAGUUUCGGCAUAAUCAUUUUUGAACUAAUCACAGCCAUUCAUCCACACCAAAAUUUAGUGGAUUAUAUCAAUCUCGCUGGAAUGAGCCCUGAUGGGAUUGAUGAGAUAAUUGAUAAGCAACUAGGUGGAGAAUACAACCUUGAAGAAGCAAGAAAGCUAGCUGAAAUUGGUCAUAGAUGCUUGCAUAAUGUUCCGAGAAAACGACCUUUAAUUAGCGAAGUUUCGCAGGCGAUAUUGAAGAUAAAGCAGAGGCGACUCGGGAAAGUUAAUAACAUGUCUUUUGCUAGCAUAGAUCUUACUAGAGCAGUGAGCAGAAUUGAGGAACAACAGGUGGAAUUGGGUAGGAUUGCUGGCCUAGCGUGAAUCAUUUCUAAUGAUUUUAGAUGUUUUUCUUUUGGCUUUCCUCAAUCUUUGUUAUACGUUCUUCCAUUUCCCCCUCUUAAAGAAAAAGAAAUCAUUGUUGUGUUGAACCUGUGGCUUUCAUUUUGCCCCCUUUGCUUAAUAACUUAGGUGGGUGAUACAGAUUUUUGUUAUACAAAAACCAUGUAGUAUAUUCACU
Molecule: messenger RNA, 2844 nt
Organism: Cucurbita moschata (crookneck pumpkin)
Lineage: Eukaryota; Viridiplantae; Streptophyta; Magnoliopsida; Cucurbitales; Cucurbitaceae
Product: calcium/calmodulin-regulated receptor-like kinase 2
Biological process (GO): protein phosphorylation
Molecular function (GO): protein kinase activity; ATP binding
Source: RefSeq, a predicted model, not a curated record